Molecule: messenger RNA, 2018 nt
Organism: Pistacia vera
Lineage: Eukaryota; Viridiplantae; Streptophyta; Magnoliopsida; Sapindales; Anacardiaceae
Product: rop guanine nucleotide exchange factor 3-like
Exons: 7
Coding region: 201-1682 (493 amino acids)
Molecular function (GO): guanyl-nucleotide exchange factor activity
Source: RefSeq, a predicted model, not a curated record
UUCUGAUCCCAAAAAUGACCUGUGAAUGACCUCUUUUACUUUUUGUUGCAAGAAAGAUUACUCUUCGAGUCUCUCUUCUUCUUUUUUAUAUACUCUAAUAUUCUGCCAUAUAAGGAAAAUUCCCUCCUGUUUAGUUUGUUUGAUAAUGAUGAAAAACUCGAGAAAUUUGUUGCAGACAAGCCAAAUUUUCUGACGCUUUGAUGAUUGUCUGCAGAAUUGAGGAAUUAGGCCACAAAAAGUCAUAUACCGCAAUGGAAAAUUCUUCCCAUUUAUAUGAAAACUAUGAUCCGGGUUACCAGCCUUCACCUUCUUCUAUAGAUCAAAAUGAUCAUUCAACAACAGAAACUCCAGUUUACUCAACGAUGAGUGGUGAUUCUUUCGCAUACUGCCGGACUUAUUCAGAGAUCUCAACCCUAUCAGACCCCAUUGACGACAAUAGUUGUUGUAGUGAGCCUUUUCCUUCUAACUGGCCACCUGCAAAAUCUGGACAUACUGUUCUAAGCCGAUCAGGAAUGAAACAGCAAAAGACUCCCAUGGAUGGUAAGCUUGAUGAUCAAGAAGCAGGAGAAUUAGAGCUAGAGAUGAUGAAGGAAAAAUUUUCAAAACUUUUGCUUGGUGAAGAUAUGUCUGGAAGCGGUAAAGGUGUCUGCACAGCGGUUACAAUCUCAAAUGCCAUAACUAAUCUCUAUGCCACCGUGUUUGGGCAAAAUUUGAGGUUAGAGCCCCUAAAACCUGGAAAGAAAGCAAUGUGGAAGAGAGAAAUGGAUUGUCUUCUUUCUGUGUGUGAUUACAUAGUAGAGUUCAUCCCUGAAUCCCAGAAUUUACGAGAUGGAACGCAAGUUGAGAUUAUGGCAAGCAGACCAAGAGCAGAUAUUUACAUCAACCUUCCUGCACUGCAACAGCUAGAUAAAAUGCUCCUAGAACUAUUGGAUAGUUUCCAAGGCAUGGAAUUUUGGUAUGCAGAACAGGGCAGCAUGUCCUCUAAUUCAACUCGUUCAGGCUCAUUUCGUAGAGUUGUUGUUCAGCGUAAAGAGGAGAAAUGGUGGCUACCAGUUCCAUGCGUUCCUCAAGGUGGUCUCUCUGAGAAGACAAGGAAACACUUACGCCACAAGCGUGAUUCCGCUAAUCAAAUCCACAAAGCAGCCAUGGCCAUCAAUAGUAGUAUUCUUGCUGAAAUGGACAUCCCAGACUCAUACAUGGAAACUCUUCCGAAGAGUGGAAAAGCAUGUCUUGGAGAUUCAGUUUACCGUUAUAUGUAUACAACAGACAAAUUCUCCCCCGACCAUCUCCUUGAUUGUCUCAAUCUAUCAUCUGAGCAUGAAGCACUUGAGCUAGCAGAUCGAGUUGAAGCAUCCAUGUAUACAUGGAGGCGAAAAGCCUGUAUGAGCCAUUCAAAAUCUUCAUGGGACAUGGUCAAGGAUCUAAUGACUGAUACUGACCGCAGUGACAAAAAUCACAUUUUGGCCGAAAGAGCAGAUAGUUUGUUAUUUUGCUUGAAGCAGAGGUACCCUGAACUUGCACAAACAUCCUUGGACACAUGCAAGAUUCAAUAUAAUCGGGAUGUGGGGCAAGCAAUCCUGGAGAGUUAUUCAAGAGUGCUGGAAGGCUUAGCAUUCAACAUUGUCGCUUGGAUUGAAGAUGUUCUUUUUGUAGACAGAUCAGUGAGAUCUCAAGAUCACUAACGACCUGCAAAUGAACUAAUUAUCAAAGGAGGGAUAUCUCAGUCCCGGCUUGUCCAUUGAACAAGUUUUGGUAGCUUAAUAAUUCCAAGGUCAGGUGAAUGAACUAGAAAAUGGCUAUUUUUUAUUUGUAAAGAGACGAAGUUAGCUGUCAUAUAGGGACUGUUUCUAAGACUUGUAGCAUUGUCGAAACUGGCAGUUCUAACACAUGCAUAACUUUUUUCUGGGUUGAUUGUGAAUUUGUGCUGAAAUCCCUAAACUUCAUUUCAUCUUUUCAUUCCAGAAGAGAAUGCAGUAAGGUGCUAAUUGUAAUAGAUCACUGGCUUAUUUAUAUUUACA